AUGGCCGAGACUGACCGCGUCGCUCGUUCGCGAAAAGGUCGCGCGGCAAGUGCUACCGGCAUGGGUAUGAGUGAGUUGUGCGUUGGCAUGAAUGACAAGUCCUCGCGCUCGGUCACCGGUUCUCAUACCGGGAUACCAAGCAAAGGGCCCGAUAGUGGGGGUGCCGAUUUUUUUCGGUCUCCCCCCGCUGAUCGGAGGGCAUCUACACAAUCUGUUUUUUCAGGCAGUGGGUUUCCCAACCUUACCGGCAACAGCGAGGUUGUGCCCCUGGAGGUCUUUCCUCCUAUGGGGCCUGCGCUGGGUCCCGUUGUGGACCCAUCCUCGCACGGCGCCGGUUUUGCCGCUGAAAUGAGGGCAUUGGUCGAGGGACUGUCAGGGCAAAUUGCGUCCCUGGCAGGCAGAGUAGAUCACCUGCAGGCGGAGCGAGCUGUCUCCACUGCGGCCUCUCAGCCGGAAUUUCUUGCUGAUUAUGGUAUGGUAUGGGUAGGUAAAUCUUCACCAAGAAAUGAAAUGUACGAUGGAAGUGAAUUUUUAUCAGAUGAUGAUGAUGGUGAGGAUGACGAAAUGUGGAGACCUGGUAAGAUUGUAACAGAUAGAAGAGAUGUUUUUUUUGAGGAUAAAAGAAGAAUGGAACAUUUUCCUGGUGUUGGUCAGAUGCUUGGUGGCGAUCAUAAACCAUCCAUAUUGGUGCCAAGCAGGCUACGCGAGUCUCAAGAUAAACCAACACAAAUUACCAGUCAAUUACCAGGUCCCCAGUUAACAGUGGAACAAUUUUUGACAAAACUGCCAUUAUCUGUGGUGAAAAGUGGAAAAGUCAUUGAUGUGAGACAUUCAGUAGGAGACACAAUCAAGCAGGGUGAAAGAGGACAGGUUGAAACUACGGUUAUUGAAACACAAGCAUUAAAAGAAAUGAAAGAUAGAGUUGACAUAGCACCAUCCCAGAGACCAAAGUCAUCAAAAGAUGUGGCAACAUUACGAAUUAAAGGAGAAUCCGGAGACAAAGUGUUUGUUUUGAAAAUGAAAUUUAAUGAUACGAUUGGAGAUGUCAGAAAAUAUGUGGACAAGCAUAGAACAAAAGAUGCAGCAGGUUAUGAUAUUUUAACAACAUUUCCAAAUAAAGUAUAUUGCAAUGAGAUGGCAACGCUGGAAGAAUGUGGACUUACACCAAAUGCUACAUUGCACUUAAGACCCAUUAAAAAGAGAUAA
Molecule: messenger RNA, 1206 nt
Organism: Saccoglossus kowalevskii
Lineage: Eukaryota; Metazoa; Hemichordata; Enteropneusta; Harrimaniidae
Product: UBX domain-containing protein 11-like
Biological process (GO): proteasome-mediated ubiquitin-dependent protein catabolic process
Molecular function (GO): ubiquitin binding
Source: RefSeq, a predicted model, not a curated record